AUGGCGAGGAGCGCGCGCUCGAUGGCGUUCUUUGUGCUCGUCGCCGUGGCCGUCCGAGCCAUCUCCGCCGUCACCGACGGUAAGAAGAACUCGGAAACUUCAUCCCACGAAUUUCAGUUUCUGACCAUCUUGUCGCGUGCAGGGCUGUUGCCCAACGGGGACUUCGCGCAGGGGCCGGACAGGUCGGAGAUGAACGGCACGGUGGUGACCGCGCGCCACGCCAUACCGCGCUGGGAGAUCUCCGGGUUCGUGGAGUACAUCGCGCCCGGGCACAGGGAGGAGGACAUGAUCCUGCCGUUGCCGCCCGGCGCGUCGGCCGUGCGGCUGGGCAACGACGCCACCAUCCGGCAGCAGCUCAACGUCAGCCGCCACAUGUUCUAUUCCGUCUCCUUCAUGGCCGCGCGGUCGUGCGCCCAGGCCGAGAAGCUCAACGUGUCGGUCGACCCCGAGUUCGGCCUGCUCCCGAUCCAGACCGUGUACACCAGCACCGGCUGGGACACCUACUCCUGGGCCUUCAAGGCCAGGCACGGCACCGGGUGGCUGACCAUCCACAACACCGGCGUCGAGGAGGACCCGGCGUGCGGCCCCCUCCUGAUCGCCGUCGCCAUCAAGACCCUCUACGCCCCCCACCACACCAAGGGUAACAUGCUGAGGAACGGGGACUUCGAGCAGGGGCCGUACAUCUUCCCCGGCACCCGGUGGGGCGUGCUGGUGCCGCCGAUCACGGAGGACGUGCACUCGCCGCUGUCGGGCUGGACUGUCAUGUCGGACACCAAGGUGGUCAAGUACGUGGACGCGCCGCACCACGCGGUGCCGCGGGGCGCGCGCGCCGUGGAGCUGGUGGCCGGCCGGGAGAGCGCGCUGGUGCAGGAGGUGCGCACCGUGCCGGGGCGGACGUACAGGCUCUCCUUCGCCGUGGGGGACGCCGCCAACGGCUGCAGCGGGUCCCUGGUGGUGGAGGCGUACGCGGGGCGGGGGACCCUGAGGGUGCCCUAUGAGUCCCUCGGCACGGGCGGCUCCACGCCCGCGGCGCUCGAGUUCACGGCCGUCGCCAACGAGACGCGCGUGGUGUUCCAGAGCUCCAGCCACCUCAUGAAGUCCGACGCCACGCUGUGCGGGCCCGUCGUCGACGACGUCUCCCUCGUCCCGGUGCGCGUGCACGCUGCCCGCCGGCUGCGUUUGUAG
This is a messenger RNA of Triticum turgidum subsp. durum (durum wheat), 1185 nucleotides long. The record is from the annotation of a GenBank genome assembly. Lineage: Eukaryota; Viridiplantae; Streptophyta; Magnoliopsida; Poales; Poaceae.